GGGAAACUCAAAAGCCGCAGGUCAUAAGAUCGUACAGGUUCACCAAAUUCGUGCACAUUAAUUAAAAUGUUUUCUCAGCGCGUCUUGUUUUAUCUUCUUUCCGUUUGUUUGAAUUUCGCGUUCGGCUUUUAUGAUCCAGAUGAAGUGCUGGAUCUGCCGGGCAUGUCUUUUAAACCCAAUUACCGCCAGUGGUCAGGAUAUCUGAAGGCCAGUCCUGGCAAGUUUUUGCAUUAUUGGUUUGUGACUUCUCAGAGAGACCCGCUCAAGGAUCCAGUCGUGCUGUGGCUGAACGGAGGGCCAGGCUGCAGCUCAUUGGAUGGUUUUCUAUCAGAGAAUGGCCCGUUUCAUGUCAAUGACAAUGGAGCCACCCUGUAUGAGAAUGAAUUUAGCUGGAAUAAAGCUGCCAAUGUUCUGUAUCUUGAGUCACCUGCCGGAGUUGGUUAUUCCUACUCAGACGACCAAAAAUAUAAUACUAAUGACGAUGAGGUGGCAGACAACAACUACCUAGCCUUGCAGAGCUUUUUUGCCAAGUUUCCAAAUUUCACCCAGAAUGAUUUUUUCAUUUUUGGUGAGAGUUAUGGAGGCAUUUACGCACCCACACUCAGUUUGAGAGUUGCUACAGGUGGCCAGCUUAAAGUAAACUUUAAGGGCUUUGCUGUUGGAAACGGCAUUAGUAGCUUUGCGUUGAAUGACCAAUCACUAAUCUACUUUGGUUACUAUCAUGGCCUAUUUGGAGAACAGCUGUGGAAGGAUCUAAAUGACAACUGCUGUCAAAAUGGAGUCUGUAACUUCUACAACAAUUCUAAACAUUCUUGCUCUGUUAUGGUAUCGCAUGCAUUUAAUAUAGUUUAUAACUCUGGGUUAAAUGAAUAUGCACUGUAUCUUGAUUGUGCUGGUGGUGUCAGAUCUCAGAAGACCUAUCAGAAUGCCAUGAUGCACCUCUUUAGAAACUUCAGGAAGCAUUGGGAAGCUAAUAAUUUAGUGGAAAGUACUCCGAGUGUUAAAGCAGUUCCUCCAUGCAUCAAUAGUACUGCUCAAAUGAACUGGCUUAACCGAGGAGACGUGAGGAAGGCACUGCACAUCCCUGAUUUACUACCACCUUGGGACAUCUGCAGUGAUGUAGUGGGGAACCAGUAUGACACAAUCUACCAAACUGUCAAGGAUGUCUAUGAGAAGCUACUGGCUUUGGGUCUGAAAGCUUUGGUCUAUAAUGGAGAUACCGAUAUGGCUUGUAACUUCCUUGGAGACGAGUGGUUUGUUGAACAGCUUGGACAGAAGGCAACUACAGAGUACCAACGCUGGCUGUAUGAUAACCAGAUUGCUGGAUUCUACCAACAAUUCGGCAACAUCACUUUUCUCACUGUCAAGGGAGCUGGUCACAUGGUUCCUCAGUGGGCUCCUGGUCCUUCUCUCCACAUGUUGCAGAGUUUCCUGUCCAAUAAGCCUUACUGAAUUUCCUCCAGAAUAUGUUCUUUCUCAGAGCACCAAAAACUGAGUUUGAGAAGUGCUGCUGUAUGUAUUUUAGACCUAAAGCUGAAACAGACAUUUCUCAGGGGCUGUGGGUGUACUUGUGUUUGAAUGAGCUUUGGAAUUGUGUAAAAUUUUUUAUUUGUUUGAUUAUUUGAGUCUUUUUGAAAGGGAUUUCUCUUGACCACUAGGGGUGGUUUUACAGACUCAUGGUGAUGUUGAUGUUUACGUCUUGUUUCAGAAAUAUCUCUGUAUUUAUAUGUAAAAUAUAGCUUGACAUUUAAAACUUCACAUAAUCUCGGUUUUGUAUGGUACACACACAAUUGAUUAACUUUUUGAAACUAUUGUGGCCUUAUCAUGAUUUAAAAAUUCUCGUUCUGUUUAUGCCCUCACCUGGUUACUGUUAUCUGUUGCAUUGAAUGAAGGAUGGGAUGCUCAUUUGUAAAUUCUGUUAAAUAAAUAUUUUGAAGAAAAUAAAGUGUAUUUAUGUUCAUAAUUUUCUACAUUCCUACACUUGAGCUACUGUAUAUCAUUCAAUCUCCCAAAUCAUAGUGUAAAUGGGUUAAAAAAAAACAAAGCAAAAUUACACCUUUCUGAAUUAAUUCUAAUCUAUAUUUACAUAUGGGCAGUUUACUAAUCCAUAUAAUUACCAAGAUAUUUGGAAUCACUUAAGCAUGACACAAAGACACCAGACUUCAUAAUCAUUGGAUGUUUUAACAAUUGUCUAUUUUCUGACUAAAACAAUUUUAUUAUUUGUUUAUUGUUUUUUACAUUAUAAAUGUUAACAUGCACAACAUUGUGUUUUUUUUU
Molecule: messenger RNA, 2277 nt
Organism: Xyrauchen texanus (razorback sucker)
Lineage: Eukaryota; Metazoa; Chordata; Actinopteri; Cypriniformes; Catostomidae
Product: cathepsin A-like
Exons: 11
Coding region: 67-1452 (461 amino acids)
Biological process (GO): proteolysis
Molecular function (GO): serine-type carboxypeptidase activity
Source: RefSeq, a predicted model, not a curated record